CUGCCUUCGAGACGUGUUGACCUCUUGUUUCAGGUCAAGUCCUCACAACCCUUCUGCAGCAUCUGACCUCUCAACUUAUUCCACUGCCUCUCUGAUCAGUAAUGAAGAACAGUUUGAAGACUAUGGGGAAGGAGAUGAUGUGGAUUUUACUCCCAGUAGCCCAUGCCCUGAUGAUGAGACCAGAACGAACGCCUACUCUGACCUUGGCUCAUCUGUAUCUUCCAGUGCUGGCCAAACACCCCGAAAAAUGAGGCAUGUUUAUAACAGCGAGUUACUGGAUGUUUACUGCUCACAGUGCUGCAAAAAGAUAAAUCUACUCAACGAUUUGGAAGCCAGGCUGAAAAACUUGAAAGCAAACAGCCCUAACAGGAAAAUAUCAAGCACAGCUUUUGGAAGGCAACUCUUUCACAACAGUAACUUCAGCAGCAGUAACGGCAGCACAGAAGAUCUAUUCAGAGACAGUAUAGACUCCUGUGAUAAUGACAUAACUGAAAAGGUAACGUACUUAGAAAAAAAGGUGACAGAACUGGAGAACGAUAACCUGACAAAUGGUGACCUAAAGAGCAAACUGAAACAAGAGAACACGCAGCUAGUUCACAGAGUUCAUGAGCUAGAAGAACUGUUGAAGGACCAAGAGACAUCAGCAGAACAGACUCUGGAAGAAGAGAUCAAGAGACAUCGAGAAGCAUAUAGCAAAUAUGAAAAAGAGAAAGGCACCGAAAUUGAACUGCUAAAUACAAGGGUUCAGCAACUGGAAGAAGAAAAUGGUGAGCUGAAGUGUACUGUCACACGACUGAAAUCACAAACGGAGAGAUUAGAUGAGGAAAGGCAACGCAUGUCAGAUAGGUUGGAAGACACCAGCCUGCGACUGAAGGACGAGAUGGAUUUGUACAAGAGAAUGAUGGACAAGCUGCGGCAGAACAGACUAGAAUUUAACAAGGAGAGGGAAGCAACACAGGAGCUCAUUGAAGACUUGCGGAAGGAACUGGAGCACUUGCAGCUGUACAAGCUGGAAUGUGAGCGUCCUGGACGUGGGAGAAGCUCUUCAUCCAGCGUGAGUGAAUUCAACGCCAAAACCAGAGAGGUGGAAAUGGAGCAUGAAAUAAAACGGCUGAAGCAGGAGAAUCAGAAACUUCGUGACCAAAAUGAUGAUCUUAAUGGACAGAUCCUAAGUCUUAGUCUUUAUGAAGCUAAAAAUCUCUUUGCAACACAAACAAAAGCCCAGUCACUGGCUGCUGAAAUUGAUUCUGCAUCAAGAGAUGAGCUCAUGGAAGCCCUUAAAGAACAGGAAGAGAUAAAUUACAGAUUGCGACAGUAUAUGGACAAGAUCAUUUUAGCAAUCCUAGACCACAACCCUUCUAUUUUGGAAAUAAAGAAUUGAAAACAAUAUAAGAAGAAAAAGCAGCAACUGCCUGAUAUUACUGCACAUGCCACUGGAUCUAAACAACACUCUGAUACUGUAAAUUAAUCUAUAAAUAUAUAUAUAUAUAUACACUAUGUGUGAGUGUGGGUGCGCGGGUGUGUUUAUAUGAUGUUUGGUACACUGUUAUUUGUCAUUGAAUUGGCUUGGUUAGACUUUUUCCAUGCACUUUCAAUACCUGUGAGAAGAUGGAUACUGUAUAUUAAUGUAAUAACAAUAUAACUGGAUCAUGCUGUUUUAGAUACUGGAAAAAAUGACUCUACCUCUAGUUAUAAAAGGUAAAAAAGACAAUGGAAACAUAUGGAUGUGGCCCUAACUUUAGGAGCAAGAAUUGUUCUUAAGUUCUUCCAGGAAUUUGGGUACUACAAACGAAUUAACAUACCCAGGUUCAGUUCCUGACUGGUGCUGACUGUGCAAUUUCCUAUUUGAUUUUGUUUUAAUACUUAAACCACA
Messenger RNA from Antrostomus carolinensis (chuck-will's-widow), 1873 nucleotides. It is a transcript of the gene RAB11FIP4, whose product is annotated as RAB11 family interacting protein 4. The record is from RefSeq and is a predicted model, not a curated record. Gene Ontology annotation, cellular component: midbody; cleavage furrow; recycling endosome membrane. NCBI's taxonomy places the organism in Eukaryota, Metazoa, Chordata, Aves, Caprimulgiformes, Caprimulgidae. The transcript is spliced from 11 exons. Gene Ontology annotation, biological process: regulation of cytokinesis; endocytic recycling. The coding region runs from base 248 to 1381 and encodes 377 amino acids.